AAGCAUACCUCUGCAAGCAUCUAGCUAUAAAAGUUGUCCUUGUUUUACACAUGUAUUGUGGGAUGAUGGCAGCUCAUAUGGGUUGGGGUGUAGUAGAAGAAGUGGGUUGGAGAAAGGGUCCCUGGACUUCUGAGGAAGAUAGAUUGCUUAUUGAGUAUGUAAGGCUUCAUGGUGAAGGAAGAUGGAGCUCUGUGGCUAGGCUUGCAGGACUGAAAAGGAAUGGAAAGAGCUGCAGGCUGAGGUGGGUGAACUACUUAAGGCCAGACCUUAAGAGGGGGCAGAUAACUCCUCAUGAAGAGAGCAUAAUUCUAGAGCUACAUGCUAGGUGGGGGAACAGGUGGUCAACAAUUGCAAGAAGCUUGCCUGGGAGGACCGAUAAUGAGAUCAAGAACUACUGGAGGACUCAUUUCAAGAAAAAGACCAAAGUGCCUUCUGAUGCCUCUGAGAAGGCCAAAACUCGCCUCUUACGGCGACAACAGUUUCACCAUCAACAGCAGCAGCAGCAGAAACAAGAAUUGCAGCUGAUCAAUCAAGCAGAGAUGAAAAGAAUCAUGGCUCUGCUGGAUGAAAACGACCCCAAAAUAUCGUCGUGGCCGCCUCAAGCAGGCCAAGGUAAGCAAGACAUGGUCACUAGUACUACAACAUACACUAAUCACACAAGCUCUGAGGAGCAAGGCUUCUUCUAUUCCAUGCUCCAUGGUAAUGUGCCAGCUGAUGCUGCUGAAGCUUCUUCCAGUGAGGACACUUUUCUGUGGGAUGGGCUGUGGGACUUGGAUGAUGUCCAUGGCAGUUUCAUCACUUCAGUUUGUGCAACAGGCAAAGCUAGUACUUUCCACAACUUUGUGGUUCCCUUCUCUUGACUUUGAGCAGCAAGUAAUCAUUCUCUUUUCUUCAGUGUAUUUCUAAUUAAUUACUAGUGUAGCCAAAACCAUCCAAGAAUAGCUCCCAAAACUCUGGAGAGCUAUGGAUUGAUGCAUGCGGUUGUCUUGGGUUGUAAAUGAAGCGAUCCAGGCCAGCUGUUUACUUUUUUUUUUCUGCCAUCAGAACUUGGAAUAAAUCUUCCAAUAUUGAAUGCAAAGAAGAUUGCAAUUAACUGGG
Messenger RNA from Argentina anserina (silverweed cinquefoil), 1098 nucleotides. Its product is annotated as MYB-like transcription factor EOBI. Lineage: Eukaryota; Viridiplantae; Streptophyta; Magnoliopsida; Rosales; Rosaceae. Bases 51 to 860 code for a protein of 269 amino acids. Gene Ontology annotation, biological process: regulation of DNA-templated transcription. The transcript has 3 exons. Gene Ontology annotation, molecular function: DNA-binding transcription factor activity; sequence-specific DNA binding. Gene Ontology annotation, cellular component: nucleus. The record is from RefSeq and is a predicted model, not a curated record.